Molecule: messenger RNA, 4213 nt
Organism: Mercenaria mercenaria
Lineage: Eukaryota; Metazoa; Mollusca; Bivalvia; Venerida; Veneridae
Product: toll-like receptor 4
Exons: 1
Coding region: 18-2720 (900 amino acids)
Biological process (GO): immune response; toll-like receptor signaling pathway
Cellular component (GO): membrane
Molecular function (GO): transmembrane signaling receptor activity; protein binding
Source: RefSeq, a predicted model, not a curated record
CAGUGCACAGACUUGUGAUGCGGUCAAAAAUGUUCAGAAUUGCAAUUGUUGUAAUUUUGCUCAUUUCUCUAUCGUAUAUUUGUCCCUAUAUGACAAAUUGUGGGCCUGAGAAUGUAUGUGAAUGUUCUUCAGAGGAUGUGUAUUUGUCAAUGAAGUGCAAUGGAACGAGUUCUAGUUUAGGCGAAAUAUGUUCUUCUAUAGGCAAUUUCACAGACUAUAAAGUGACGUCAUUAAUUGCAACUAAUUUCAAUGUCGGGAACCUUACCAAGAAAACCCUUACUGGCUGCGAUACUCUUCGUAAACUGACUUUAACAAAUGACGGGAUUGAGUCGUUAGAAUAUGACACUUUUGAAAACAUUGAAAACUUGACUGUUCUCGACAUGAGCAACAACAUGCUGGAUAUAUACAAUUCACAAAGUGUUUAUAUGUUCCCGUCGAAACUAAGAGUUUUGAAGCUAAAUAGAAAUAUACAAAGAAUCACGCCUAAAACUGCUUACCCGGACUUAUCAAUGAGUAGCGAACUUGACGUUCUAUUCCUAGAUGGAAUCAAAGGUAAAGAUUUUCCGCAGUCAUACUCGACAAUGAAAACUUUGAGUUCCCUCACAUUAUCUUGCCACAUCGGAAGAUGCAAUCUAACACAUCUGACAAAUUCAACAUUUAAAAACAUUAAUAGUCUAAAAGUCCUGAACAUUUCAUCUUGCUUUAUAAAAACGGUCGAAGCUGGAACCUUCGCCACUCUUCCGAACCUGGAAGUUCUUGACAUAUCGGGAAACAUGAAUAUGGGGUUUCCAUUACUAAGUAAUGUGUCGUACGGUUUACAGUUUACAAGUAUCAAAUAUUUGAACUACUCAAAAAUGCACACCACAUUCGGGACAGGAGUUAACGUUCGGAAGAAGGACUUUUGUUAUCUUCAUAAUACAAGCUUGGUUGAACUUUCAAUAGACAGUAACAGGAUAGAAAUGCUUGAAACAAAUUCCCUUAUUCUUCUACCAAAAACAAUAAGGGUUAUAAGUACACGUGACAAUAUCUUUUCUUUUGGACUGUACUUGUUGCAGAUGGGAUGUGUGUCAAGUAUACGCGAGUUUUACGGAAGUUUUCAAAAUAAACUUCAUAAACCAAAAAUGUUUUUCAUUGAAGGAGGCCUAUCAAGCUACAGUAACUAUAGUUACGUCAGCACUUGCCCAUAUAUGGAAGAGAACUAUUUGAAAAAUUUAAGCCAAUCAAUUCCUUUUUGCACGUUCUUCGAACGAAAUCAAGUGAAAUAUGUCCCUCCUUCAGUACCGAAGCAGUUAGAAAAGAUUGCUUUUAAUGACUGUAACAUGAAAUACGAAGUUCCGUUUUUGAAUAUAUCGUCUUCAGAUAGCAAUAUAAACUAUAUUGACAUGUCAGGCAACGUCUUGUACUCGUGGAAGGGUCCGUUUUUGGGACCUUUCAAGAACGUAAGAUAUGUUGAUUUGUCCCGAAAUUACUGUGAUCAAAUAAGUCCCCAUUUUUUCAGUUCCUUUCCGUCUGUAGAAAUAUUACAUCUUGAUCAAAAUUUUAUUGGACUUAUUUUAGUUGAUGAUGAAGUCGGUCCCUAUAUAUUCGGACAGUUGAGAUAUUUAAAAACACUUACAAUGUCUGCUAAUAAAGUUACAUACAUACCUCCAAAACUUCUGAUAAAUAAUUCUAACGUAGAAGUUCUAGAUUUAAGCUUAAAUAAUAUUGAGAGUUGGACGCUUGACACUGAAAAUUUGAAAAAUUUAACCCACAUUAAUAUUAGUUACAAUUUCAUUUCAUUCCUGCCAAGUCAACUUACAAGUCACCUAGAUGAAGUAUCGUUACGUCAUGGAACUAACUUCACAAUUGAUCUCAGUAACAAUACUAUAAAGUACAGCUGUGACGAACAAGAUUUCUUAAAGUGGUUUGUCGCUCACAGAGAAAAUAUGAUAGGAUUUCACGCGUAUCACUUCGAAGGUAAAAAUAAUGAGCCUGUGUCUGCCAAUCAGUUUGUAAAGAUUGUAAAUGAUAUAAGUGAAAAUUGUAAAGAGGAAUCUAACGUUGCACGUACCGUUUUAAUAGUAUUUCUUUCUAUUUUCGCAGUAGUUUGUUUUGUAACUUUAAUAUUUUCAAACCGAAAAGCGAUCUGGCAUCAUUUUGUCAAAAUUAGAGACCCACCGAGAAAUUACAAAGCGAGUCGAUUUAAAGCAUUUAUAUCAUUUGCUAAUGAAGACAGAGUUUUUGCCAAUGAUAUACUUGCUGAAAAGCUCGAGUCUGACUAUAACCAACCCUGUUGCUUACAUGAGAGGGAUUUUAAGGCAGGUACCGCGAUUCGUCGAAACAUAGCCGAAGGUAUUCAAGAUAGUGAGAACGUCAUUGCAGUGUUAACUAACUCAUAUCUAACAAGCGACUGGUGUAAAGUCGAAUUCGAGUUCGCUGUAGAGGAAAUCUUACAUUCUAAACGCGGAGAAAAAAGUUUGAUUAUUAUUCUUACGGGGGCACUGAAUGAACAAGAUUUAAGAAAUAAUCAUACCAUCAAAAAAUGGUAUGAUAAACACACCUACUUAGUCUAUGCUGAAAGAGAAGAGUUUUGGACAAGGUUAUGCGUUGCUUUAAACGUUAAAUCAGAUCGCAGUAAUUACGGGACGCUUGGCGGACCAUAUAAUAAUGGAAGAAAGCAGUCUCUACAAACUGAUGAUAACCAAAGCAUACGUGAAGAUGUUCCGCUAUUAGAACUGUAGUGCUGAUACUUUUGUACCAUUGACUUCAUCUUUCAGUUGAUUUUUCCGUCUUUGUGAUUUCUGUAACUGCUUUAUCAUUUUCAAACGGACCCUCCCGCUUAGCUCAGUAGGGAGACCAUUUGGUCUACGGAUCGCGGGGUAGCGAGUUUGAUCUCCGGGCGGAGCGUAUGUUCUCCAUGACGAAUUGAUAAAAGACAGUGUGUCUGACAUUAUUCGUCCUCUACUUCUGAUAAAUCGUGUUGGGAAGUUGGCAGUUACAUGCGGAGAACGUCUGGUUUGUACAGGUUCAGAAUCCAGGAACACUGUUUAGGUUAACUGCCCGCCGUUACAUGACUGAAAUACUGUUGAAAAACGGCGUUAAACCCCAAACAAACAAAAACAAUUUUCAAACGAAACCAUAUUUCUACACCCCCUUCCAUAGCUUCUUAAAAGCAUAUUAACAUGCUAGACUACUUAAACAGCAAAUUCUCGUAUCUGAAACUGUAACGUUCAGCUAUCUGGUCUAUAAAACAAGGAUAAAUAUCAAACAGGGAAUGCCACUUUCGAAAAACGCAGCCACUCCGAAACGAAACCCACAACACGCAGAUGUGCACACUUCUAACACACACACUCAAAUACAAAGCAAACUCACGAGGACAAUACAAACAAAGGAAUACAGUGGGACACCGCCUUGGAACACUCAGUGGCAAAAGCACCACUGGGGAGCUUCUAUACCGCUCAUACGAGCCUCGGACCAAAGUUCCGUUGAAACAUUGGAAAUAUUGGGAAACAUUUUAGGCCUGUUCCUUUUAGUAAAACUUUGUUCUCGAGGAUUCCAUGUCUGACAUUUAAUAAUUAGUUUAUACUAAUUUAUUUUAAGUCGUUUGCAACCUAUUUAUCACUCUCGACAGCAUUUAUCGUCAAGCGGGUACUCGAUUAGUAUUCGAUUAUUUUGUCGGUCACAAAGAUAUAGAUGGCACGAUUUAUUCGCGAUUUUUGUAUGAAACGUUUUUUUAAAAACGUUUAUUCAUGAUCUAAUCAAAUCUUGUCAUGGACCAGACUGUUCGAACGAUUUCUUGAUCCGCAAAACGCUUGCAAAAAUCGUAUUUUCAAUUGAUAUAUUCGUGAGAACAUGUUUAAACCGGCGAAACAAGGAAAAGGAACAUUUUGUCAUAGUUUAAUGUAUCAUGCUAUACCUCUGGUGUGCGAGAAUAAAAUUUCCUGCUUUCAGUUUGAGUUUUAAAAAAUUAGGUAAAAUUGCUAACACUUUUAACAGUCGAAAAUCAUUGUAUAAUUAUAUAAUUUGCGAUUCGAUUGCAUGGAAUAGAAGGUCAAAGAUCGUUUUUCUUUUCUUAUGUUUUUAUGAUGAUACAUUGUUGCUAAAUAAGGGGUCUCUCAUUUAAGAUUUAGAUAUACCUCGGAAUAUAUCUCAGUUAGGUAGAUAUACAUAUAAACUCCUGCAGCAGGGCCUCCUUCAUAAUUAAUUGCGUAAUUAUUUAUAUUUGUUCUAAGUU